GCAACAUCAGCAACAGCAGCUGAAGCAUCAGCAGCAGCAACAACAACAGCGCCUGCAAUACCAGAAGCAUCGUCAACCGCUGGUGGCAAGUGCCGCCGCCAGCAUUCACAAUCAUCGCCUGACCAGUGGAAUCAGCGUUGGCGCCGGUGCCGCUGCUGCUGCUGCAGCUGGCUACAGACGUGGGCGUCGCCUCCAAAUGACAACGCCGGCGCGCAGCGCUCUACGUUCGCAUUCCGUGGAUGCGAUUGGCAGGCAGCGACAUGGCUACGAUCCGAGCAGUCUCAUCCUCAAGCACGAUGGCAACGGCAACGUGACCAGCAGCAGCAGCAACGGCGGCAGCAGCAGCAAUGGCAGCGGCAACAGCGCCAUCAACAGUCGCAUGCUCAACUACAAAAGCAGCGGAUCAUCGGCUGCAGUUGCAGGUUCAGCGGCAGCAGCAGCAGCAGCAGCGGCUGCGGCAGGUGGUCAGGCAGCGCUGUUGGUGCAACCGAUAUCGAGUGCGCAACUGUCGCCGCUGGUGGGUGUUGGCGGUGUCGAUGGUGUCGGGUGUAUGGGCGUUGGUGUCGGUAUCGAUGGCAGCGGCGGCUCAUCGCCAGUGAUUGCCUCGGCGACGCACAGUCUGUACACGUUCUAUCCGGCCGAGGGCAAUCUACAGGUGUGGCAAACGGAGUGCGGCGAUCUCACAUACAAAUCGUCGAGGAAUAUGCAUCAGCUGCACAAGGCGCCGGUGUGCUGGACACAAUCGAUACCCAGGCAGGCAAGACGUGCCGUGCGAACUUCAACUUGA
This is a messenger RNA of Drosophila grimshawi, 787 nucleotides long. RefSeq lists its product as uncharacterized. The transcript is spliced from 2 exons. Lineage: Eukaryota; Metazoa; Arthropoda; Insecta; Diptera; Drosophilidae. Bases 197 to 787 code for a protein of 196 amino acids. The record is from RefSeq and is a predicted model, not a curated record.